AGAGAAGGUUCAGGAUCAGAGAGAGAGAGAGAGGGGGAAAGAAAGAAGGUGGAAAGGAGAGUGUGGAAGGAAAGGAGGCGGAGGAGGAAGAAGAAGGAGGACCAGGGAGAGGGAAAACCGCGAGGAAAAGGGGGUGGGGAAAGCAACCGGCUGCAUUACCAGAGCGAUCAUUAAAGUGAACCCCAGGGACCGGCGGAGACUCACCUCAAAGGCCGGAGAGGACAAAGUGGCGUCGCCCGAGUGAAGAGAGGGGGGAACGAAUCCCCUCGGACACACAAACCACAAGCACACCCGCCCCCCCCCCCCUUCCCCAUCUUGUUUUCGUUGUUGACUGAGUAGACAUCUCGGUAUCUAUCAUAUUUUUUUGUGCCACCCCAUUUUCCGCCCCCCCCCUUCCCCCCCCCCGGGCAGGGGGUUCCGUCUGUCCGUUUGCACCAGAAGAGAGUUUGGUUGUUUUUUCUGUGUGUACGCGGCAGCGGAGGUGGGGGGGAGGGGGGGGCGGCGGGGGUAGGGGAGGUGGUGGUUUGGAGGAAGACAGGCCCAACAAGAGGAAUUAAAGCUCGCCCGCCGCCGCCACCUCCUCCUCAGCAGCACCAACAUGUCCUCCCCAAGUCCCGGGAAGAGGCGAAUGGACACCGACGUGGUCAAACUUAUUGAAAGCAAACAUGAAGUAACCAUCCUGGGUGGAUUGAAUGAAUUUGUAGUCAAGUUUUAUGGACCGCAAGGAACUCCCUAUGAAGGUGGUGUAUGGAAAGUUAGAGUGGACCUACCAGACAAAUACCCAUUCAAAUCUCCUUCCAUAGGGUUUAUGAAUAAAAUUUUCCAUCCGAACAUUGAUGAAGCAUCAGGAACAGUAUGUCUAGAUGUAAUUAACCAGACGUGGACAGCUCUUUAUGACCUCACCAACAUAUUUGAGUCGUUCCUGCCUCAGCUGCUGGCCUAUCCCAAUCCAAUUGACCCUUUAAAUGGUGAUGCUGCCGCAAUGUACCUCCAUCGACCAGAAGAGUACAAACAGAAAAUAAAAGAAUAUAUCCAAAAAUACGCAACAGAAGAGGCGUUAAAGGAACAAGAGGAGGGUGCAGGUGAAAGUUCAUCAGAGAGCUCCAUGUCUGACUUCUCCGAGGAUGAGGCCCAGGAUAUGGAAUUGUAGUAGUGUCACCACCCUCUUUCAAAGAGACAGACUAUAUAAUUUCCUAACCAUUGAAAAGCAGACUAUAAUAUUCAUAUUUAAAAACAAAAAAAGCAAGUUUUUUUUAUUACUAAAACCAGGUUUUUAUGGAUAGCAUUGGUAUAUUAUCACCCUAGUUUUUUUCUCUCCUUGGUCAUUUCUCCAACUUGAAGUGCAUCUUACCGCACAUUCCACUAGCUAUGAGGCCCAAAUGCAUGCUAUCUCAUAACUUUGGUAUACAUAACUUUGGUAUACCUAAGUUUGGUAUACCUAACUUGUAACAUGUUUUGACCCAAAAAUGGAAAAGAGCAAGAAAAAAACGAACAAUGGAUUGGUGCAGAGCGGGAUAUCAACCAAGCAAGAGUGACUAUUUAUGCUGUCUGCUUCUCGAUCAGAAAAAACAGCGCUAGAGAGAACAGAAAGUUUCAGUAAAAUCGAAGCACAAAUGGAAGGUUUAUUAGCAGAAGAAAAACUAACACAUUAUUUGCUCUGCAUGUUAUUUUUGGUUUCUAUUUUUUUCCUCGUGAAUAAAAAUGGACGUACAGAUUA
Hemiscyllium ocellatum (epaulette shark) is the source of this 1717-nucleotide messenger RNA. It is a transcript of the gene ube2h, whose product is annotated as ubiquitin-conjugating enzyme E2H (UBC8 homolog, yeast). Gene Ontology annotation, molecular function: ubiquitin conjugating enzyme activity. The record is from RefSeq and is a predicted model, not a curated record. NCBI's taxonomy places the organism in Eukaryota, Metazoa, Chordata, Chondrichthyes, Orectolobiformes, Hemiscylliidae. Gene Ontology annotation, biological process: protein polyubiquitination; ubiquitin-dependent protein catabolic process. Gene Ontology annotation, cellular component: nucleus. The transcript is spliced from 7 exons. Bases 599 to 1150 code for a protein of 183 amino acids.